CCCGCGGGCAGAGCCGACGGCAAGCCCGGCGACGACUCCCGCAUCCGCCGGCCCAUGAACGCCUUCAUGGUGUGGGCCAAGGACGAGCGCAAGCGCCUGGCGCAGCAGAAUCCGGACCUGCACAACGCGGUGCUGAGCAAGAUGCUGGGCCAGUCGUGGAAAGCCCUGAGCACCAGCGACAAGCGCCCCUUCGUGGAGGAGGCAGAGAGGCUGAGGCUUCAGCAUCUGCAAGAUCACCCCAACUACAAGUACCGCCCAAGGAGAAAGAAGCAAGCCAAGAAAAUCAAGAGGAUGGAACCCAAUAUCCUUCUCCAUAACCUUUCCCAGCCUUGCAGUGACAGCUUCGGCAUGAAUCAUCACAGUGGCAGCCAGCCUGCCCACCACCAGCCUCCCCCACUGAACCACUUCAGAGAACUCCACUCCAUGGGGUCAGAUAUUGAAAACUAUGGCUUGCCAACUCCUGAGAUGUCUCCCUUGGAUGUCUUGGAACAGACCGAGCCAGCGUUUUUCCCUCCUCACAUGCAGGAGGACUGCAACAUGAUGCCCUUUAGAGGCUACCACCCCCAUCACCAGAUGGAGUUUCCCCAAGACAAGUCCAUUGGGCGGGACAUGGCGAUGCCGUACGCUCAGACCCCAUCGCAUUUGGCCGAUGCUAUGAGGACUCCCCACCCAUCUAGCAUAUACUACAACCAAAUAUGCUCUGGACCUCAGAAUGGCCUUUCUACCCAUCUGGGCCAGCUGUCACCCCCUCCUGAGUCCCACCACCUUGACAGUGUAGAUCACUUGAAUCAAACUGAGCUUUGGACAGAUGUUGACCGCAAUGAGUUUGACCAGUAUUUGAACAUGAGCAGGACUCGUCCUGAACCUUCAGGACUCCCUUACCAUGUCUCCCUGUCCAAAGUGACUCCUAGAAGUAUCUCCUGUGAGGAGAGCAGUUUGAUAUCUGCAUUGUCCGACGCCAGCAGUGCCGUCUACUAUAGCCCCUGCAUCACAGGUUAGACUUGUCCCGUUGUACAAUGUGUUUGCCCAGGAGAAUCUCAGGCCUACCAGAGCAGAGUCUCCUUUUAAAAAGAAAAGCCAUCUUCUUUUAACCAUGAGCUCCAUAAUAUUUAGAGUAUCUCAUUAAGUGCAUCGCUUUAAAAAAAACACAAACAAACCAUGCCGAAGUCACUGAUAUACCAUAUAACUAUAUAACACAGAUACGUUUUCCAAAGCGGAGGGCUAACUCGUGCACCAGGUCAGCCUAGGGCGCUCCACCUCUUAACCCUGCACCUUUUGGAGAAUACGGCAAAGCUUCAUACACAUUGUUUUAAGCAGGACAUAGCUGUCAUUUCCAACACCAAGUAGUUCUACCCUCUUUUUAGACACCCGACAGUGAAUCACGUCUAAAGCAAUCGUGAUCAGGGUUGCCCAACUUGGACUGCCUUCGUGUUUAAAUGAAGGGCAGGCUCAAUUGCAUGGAAAUUUGGGGGAAUGUCUCGAUGCAGUUGUUUUCAAGAUUGGGCACCUGCUUGUGACGUGCUUUAAUACGGUUUUCACUGUAUUAUCAGCAAUAUACUUUAAUUGGGCAACAAGACUAUAUUUUUACUAAGCAUUUUUAUAUAGAAAAUGAUAUUUAAUGUGUCUGGGGUUUUUUAUUAGACUUUUUUUAAAAAAAAUAAAUAAACCAAAGGAUAUCCAUGAGAUCUAAAGCAUUUAUGUAGCAAAGCUGGAUUAUUAUUAUUAUUUUUUUUUUUUUUAAGGAAAAAAAGUUUUGGAGAAAGGGAAUUACAGUGUAAAUGAUGUAGAACAAUUGACUGGAAUUUUUUGUACCAGAGAAUGUAUGUCUGCAAACACUUUUAUUAUCUAGAUCUGCGCGGCGAGCAAGUGAUCUUUAUCCUGGCUAAUUAAAACAUCUUCCUCUGAUUAUUUCCAUCUUGUGUGCUUGUUGUGUGAACACAUAUUUUCCGCAAAUAUAUGUUUUCCCAACCGUUGCCAGAUUUUUGUAUCAGUUGGUUCAUGCUUUGACAGCCUAGCAAUUGUAUUCAUUUUCAAAACUCACCCGCCAGCGCUGUCGACCAUGUAAAAGCUCUCCAAAUAAAGAUAAAUGGCAGGCGGCCGGGGUUCAGAGAGCGCUCACGGAUCCAGCCCUCGCUGCUGGGUCUUUCGAUACGCGCCCUGUCCUUGGCUCUUCCUCUGUAAGUGUAAGAGACGUGUUCUUCUGGAAAAGCAUCUGUUCUUGGAGAAAAGGCAUUGAAUAAAACAUGUGAUAUCCUUCUCUGGA
This is a messenger RNA of Alligator sinensis (Chinese alligator), 2263 nucleotides long. RefSeq names its product SRY-box 18 (gene SOX18). Gene Ontology annotation, biological process: positive regulation of transcription by RNA polymerase II; lymphangiogenesis; vasculogenesis. The annotation marks the transcript as partial. The record is from RefSeq and is a predicted model, not a curated record. NCBI's taxonomy places the organism in Eukaryota, Metazoa, Chordata, Crocodylia, Alligatoridae. Gene Ontology annotation, molecular function: RNA polymerase II cis-regulatory region sequence-specific DNA binding; DNA-binding transcription factor activity, RNA polymerase II-specific. The transcript has 2 exons.